AUGUUCUUCGGUUCAAUCCACUUGGGCGCUGCCGCCCUUCUCGUAGCCGGCGCUUUCGCCGGUGAUGACAAGUGGCUCAGCCCUGUGUACAAGAACUUCUACGAGUUCCCUCUCCCUACGCCUCCGGUCAAACAGAAGAAGGCCACCUACACCAAUCCCAAGACUGGUGCCGCCAUCGAUUACUACGAAAUCACCAUCUCCCCGCUGCAGCAGCAAGUCUACCCGGGCCUUGGCAAAGCGAACCUGGUUGGCUACGAUGGAGUCUCGCCUGGCCCCACUUUCAAAAUGCAGCGGGGAAGGGAGGCCGUCGUUCGCUUCAUCAACAAGGCUACGCUGGCCAACUCCGUCCACCUCCACGGCUCCCCCUCCUUUGCUCCAUUCGACGGCUGGGCAGAGGAUACAACCAAGCCAGGCCAAUACAAGGACUAUCUGUAUCCAAACUUUCAGAGUGCCCGUACACUGUGGUAUCACGACCAUGCUGUUUUCCACACCGCUGAGAACGCAUACUUCGGACAAGCCGGCUUUUACGUCCUUGAGGACACCAACGAGGCCGCACUCAAUCUCCCCUCUGGGGCCUACGAUAUUCCUCUUGCCCUGAGCUCGAAGCAAUACCAGGCCAAUGGCGAUCUCUUCAGCCCUGUUGGCGAGACUGUUAGCCUCUGGGGCGAUGUCAUCCACGUCAACGGACAACCUUGGCCGUUCUUAAAGGUGGAACCUCGCAAAUACCGCUUCCGCAUCCUUGACACUUCCAUUUCCCGCGCCUUUCAACUCUGGCUCGAGGCCGACGGUGCUCUCGGCACGAAGAUUCCGUUCAAUGUCAUUGCAUCCGACGCCGGUCUUCUCUCGGCUCCCGUGAAGACCGACCUACUCCAUGCCUCCAUCGCUGAGCGUUGGGAGAUUGUCGUCGACUUUGCUCAGUUCGCCGGCAAGAACGUUACUAUGCGUAACAACCGCAACGUACAGGCCGACGACGACUUCAACAGCACGGACAAAGUUAUGCGCUUCGUCGUCGGCAACAAGGUCACCACCUCCGAUUCGCCUCUACCCAGCACCCUCAGAAGCGUGCCCUUCCCGCCUGCCAAGACGACUGUCGACCGCAGCUUCAAGUUCGAGCGCAAGGGCGGCGAAUGGACCGUCAACGGCGUCACCUUCGCCCAGACCGAGAACCGCAUCCUGGCCAAGCCCCAGCGCGGUGCUGUUGAGGUCUGGGAGCUCGAGAACAGCUCUGGCGGAUGGUCUCAUCCCGUCCAUAUUCACCUUGUUGACUUCCAGGUCAUCGAGCGCACUGGUGGCAACCGUCCGGUGCUCGACUAUGAGAAGAACGGUCUCAAAGACGUCGUCUUGCUUGGUGUCAACGAGAAGGUCAAGGUUGUUGCUCGUUUCCAGCCUUUUGCGGGAAUUUACAUGUUCCACUGCCAUAACUUGAUCCACGAGGACAACGAUAUGAUGGCGGCGUUCAACGUCUCUCAGAUCGAAAAUUUCGGCUACAACAAGAAUGAGACUCUCUUCAUCGACCCCAUGGAGCCCAAGUGGCGGGCCAAGGACAUCAACCCUGCCGAUUUCACCGACCAGGCCAUCCAGUCCAAGCUUGCCCAGUUCGAUGCCGUUGAUGGUGGCUAUAGAGACGCGGAACAAAUCGAGGAUGCUCUCGAGGCGUACUGGAGCACCGCGUCUACAGGCUUCCAGACCUCGACCAAGCCCGCCAGCUCUACUGCAACAUCCUCCACCAAGUCCGCAACCAUCACCUCGUCUGCAACGACCAAGGCCGACGACAAGUCUACCAAGACUUCGAGCACGAGCACGAAGGCCACGACUACUUCCAAGAAGUAA
Molecule: messenger RNA, 1830 nt
Organism: Lasiodiplodia theobromae
Lineage: Eukaryota; Fungi; Ascomycota; Dothideomycetes; Botryosphaeriales; Botryosphaeriaceae
Product: Bilirubin oxidase protein
Exons: 5
Coding region: 1-1830 (609 amino acids)
Molecular function (GO): oxidoreductase activity; copper ion binding
Source: RefSeq, a predicted model, not a curated record